CAUGGUGGAACAUGUUGUCGUAGACGCAGGAGGAUUGAAGAAAGCACUUCUUCAGGACAUCGGGAAGAAUAUCUACACGCUGAAGGAUGUAGUCGAGGAAAUUCGGGACAAGCCAACCCGGAGGAGCCUGUCAUUCCUACCAUAUCAACUCAACUUCAGAGAGCCGCACCCAGAGGACAUCAGAUUAGUGACUGAGUUCUCCAAGAAGACGGGAGACUACCCCAGCCUUUCUGCCACAGACAUCAAGGUGUUGGCUCUGACAUACCAGUUGGAGAGGGAAAACGUCGGGACGGACCACCUGAAGAAAGAACCUGAGGUCAAGGUCCAGGUGUGCAGUACAAGGAGACAUCCAGAGGCUCCCGUUGGCGUGGCAGGGUUCCACUUCCCCUCAAAGAGGCCAGCUGAUGGGCUGUUCAGUGGCAGACGGAGGCCAGCAGCACAGACACAGCACAGCUAUAACCCUCCAGAGAUCGGAGAGUACAACAGCUUCCAGUUCUGGAGGAAUCCUCUGCCCUGCUUCGACACCAAUCUGCUGGAACUAGUGAACAUUGAGGACCUGUCAAUAUCAGACAGUGGAGCAGCAGACACUGUCCACACAGAACCUGAGACCGGGUCAGAGGAACACAAACACUCAAAGAAUCAUUCAGAGGAGCACGGCAGUGGAUCGGAGGAGGAAGAGGAGGAGGAAGAGGAGGAUGGCGGCGGUUGGAUCACCCCUAGCAACAUUAAACAGGUCCAGAUGGAGACGGGGAUCUGGGCGUCGCCUGUGGACGUUAAAGUGGCGUGUCUCACCACCGACUUCGCUAUGCAGAACGUCCUGAUUCAGAUCGGGCUCCAUGUCCUCUCUGUGAAUGGGAUGCUGAUCAAACAGGCCAGGAAUCACAUCCUGCGAUGCCACGCCUGUUUUAAGACCACCACCAACAUGAAUAAGGUUUUCUGUCCACACUGUGGCAACAGAACGCUGAAGAAGAUAGCAGUGACUGUCAGCGAGGACGGAAACAUCCAGAUGCAUUUCUCAAAGAACCCCAAAGUGCUCAACCCCAAAGGGAAGAGGUACUCCCUGCCCCUGCCACAAGGGGGCAAACAUGGCAGCAACCCCCACCUGGUGGAGGACCAGCGUUUCCCCCAGCAGCGCGUGUCCCAUAAGGCCCGCCAGAAGACGGACGUCUUAAACCCAGACUACCUGGCCGGGGGCGGCUCACCUUUCUCUGAUCACGACAUCUACAGCCGCUCUGCCAACCUGCACAUCACAGACGGCGGAGGGGGAGGGGGUCGGAGGCGGGCCAACCCCAACGCUGCCCGCAAGAAGAAAUGUUGAUGAAUCGGAAGCCAUUUUCUUCAAUCUUCAUUUUCUACUAAAGAGAAAUCCCAGAAACUGAACUGUGAAGAUAGCUGGAUUUAAUACUGAUGUUUUGUAUAAAAUUAACAUUUUUUUUUUUAAAGGUAAACUUAAUGAAUUCCGGGUUCAAAAUAAUGUCAUACAGUAACUAAAACUACCAAGUUUGUAAAAGCCUGACGGUAUAUUUGCACUUUCAAGGCUUGUGUCUGUAACCUGCUCUGACAUUUGAUUGGUCUAAUUAAAAACACAGUUCAAGACG
Molecule: messenger RNA, 1598 nt
Organism: Oncorhynchus keta (chum salmon)
Lineage: Eukaryota; Metazoa; Chordata; Actinopteri; Salmoniformes; Salmonidae
Product: RNA-binding protein NOB1
Biological process (GO): maturation of SSU-rRNA; ribosomal small subunit biogenesis
Cellular component (GO): preribosome, small subunit precursor
Molecular function (GO): RNA endonuclease activity
Source: RefSeq, a predicted model, not a curated record